Molecule: messenger RNA, 2277 nt
Organism: Xiphophorus couchianus (Monterrey platyfish)
Lineage: Eukaryota; Metazoa; Chordata; Actinopteri; Cyprinodontiformes; Poeciliidae
Gene: tmeff2a
Product: transmembrane protein with EGF-like and two follistatin-like domains 2a
Exons: 10
Coding region: 491-1606 (371 amino acids)
Molecular function (GO): protein binding
Source: RefSeq, a predicted model, not a curated record
CCAGCGGCAGCUGCCGGAGAGCCAGGCGGACAGAAACACUGUGGCUGCGGCUCUGAACGCACCGGAGGAGCUGCUUCUGUCUCACCGCGGAUAUUUGACCACACGCCUCCAUCCUCCUCUCCCCUCUUCCUCCUCCUCCCCCCGCUGGAUCCCCUCUUCACUUCUUUUUUGUUGUUUUUAUCCCUGAAUCACCUGUUUCCUCCAUCCCUCCAUCCUGCCUCCUUCCUCCUCACAGUUCAGCAUCCUCUCCUCCAAUCUGCCUCGCCAACUUUUUCCAUCGCACUCAUCCUCCCUGCUGGCUCCCAGCUCUGGUUCUGGUUCUGGUUCUUGCUGUACCGCCUCGGAUCGGCUCCGUUGCUCCGGGCCGCUGAUUCAUGGGGCGCACCGUGUCGCUCGGAAAAUGCUCCGCCGUCGGGCUGUAGGCGCCCCGCUGCUGCGCGCCGUUCCCCCGCCUCGCCCGAGCUGCGGCCGGGGCCACUGAGAGAGAGAGAUGGGUCCGUCCGCUCCGGCUCGGCCGAACCGGUGUUGGGUUACGGCCGCGGCUCUAACUGGAGGCUGGAUCCGGAUCACCAUCGUCUCCUUCCUCGCUACUUUACCUGUGGAGCAGCUGCGCGCCUUCCCGUCCUCCCUCAGCGACUGCCAGACGCCGACCGGCUGGAACUGCUCCGGUUUUGAUGACCGGGACACGGACCUGUUCUUGUGCGACACCAAUACCUGCAAGUUUGAUGGGGAGUGCCUAAGAAUUGGGAAUAUGGUGACGUGCAUUUGUGACUUUAAGUGCAACAACGACUACGCCCCGGUGUGCGGCUCCAACAACAAGAACUACCAGAACGAGUGUUUCCUCCGCAGAGACGCCUGCAAGCUGCAGUCUGAAGUCCUUAUUAUGUCAGAGGGAGACUGUCCUGCCGAUGCUGGGUCGGGAUCGGGAGAUGAUGGAGGUGAAGGUUCAGCCGAGACCGGCCAGAAGGAGACGUCCACCUGCGACAUCUGCCAGUUCGGAGCGGAGUGCGACGUAGACGCCGAGGACGUUUGGUGCGUCUGCAACAUCGACUGCUCUCACAUCAGCUUCAACCCGGUGUGCGCCUCCGACGGACGCUCCUACGACAACCCCUGCCAGGUGAAGGAGGCGUCCUGCCAGAAGCAGGAGCGCAUCGAAGUCAAGUACCUGGGCCGCUGCCAAGGCGACAUCACUACUGGGAACAAAGGAGACGGACACUUUUCUCACACAACGGAGGACUCGGGGACAGGACUGGCCCGCGGCUUGUACAUCCCCUGUCCGGAUCACUACAAGAACUACUGCGCCCACGGAGACUGUCAGUUCCCCAACAUGCUCUCCCAGCCGUCCUGCAGCUGUCACUCAGGCUACAUGGGCCCUAAAUGUGACAUCAAAGAGUACAACGUGCUGUAUGUGGUGCCGGGCUCUGGGAAGCUGCACUACGUCCUGAUCGCCUCCAUCAUCGGAGCCCUGCAGGUGGUCAUCAUCUGCGUGGUGGUGCUCUGCAUCACCAGGAAGUGCCCUCGGACCAACAGGAUCAACCGGCAGAAGCAGAACAAUGUCCACUUCAGCUCUGAGAACACCAUGCGCGCCUCCACUCGUCUUAUCUGAGCCCAGACUCGCCGGACAGCGUCCAGCCCCCCAACGUGACGCAGCGCCGUGGCGUUUGAUGUUUCCUUCGUAGGCCAACCCUGACCUUUAGCGUCCGCCUCCCUUCACUCGGCUCCCCCUCUCCUGGGUACUAACGACCACAGAGGACGCUGGCUCAGCGACUUGUGCGCCAGGACGAUGUUGUCGCCAUCGGACGCCGACGCUGUCUCCCUUUUUCCGAGGAUUUUUUUCUGAAAAACUGCAGGAGGACAUGGGGGGGGGGGGGGGGGGGGCGUCCAGGACACUGAAUGUGAGUGUGUGUGAGUGUCUUAUUAGAUGUGUGCGCUUUGGUAGAGGCCGACUAGCCGGCGUCUGUUCUUUGUAGACGAGGGGCAACAAGCAAACCGGGGGUAGUGCAAAGCAGGGUACCGGGGCUUUAAUAACCGCAGUGUGUGUUCAGUGUGGGAGGGGGGCGGGCGGGGUUUCGGGUUACACGUGAUGCCUUGCACCUUGUGUUAUAGGAAACCUUUGACGGAGGGCACAACGUCAUUCUAGAGCUCUCUGUUCGGUUGUGACGACGACGUCAGCUACUGUAUGUUGAGUUCUAUUUCCAAUAGUUAUUACGACAUUGUCUUGAUGGGGUCCGUUUUUUCUGUAAAUGUAAAUAAAUAAUUUAUAUCAUGAAAUGUUUA